Hypomesus transpacificus is the source of this 3839-nucleotide messenger RNA. RefSeq names its product ankyrin repeat and sterile alpha motif domain containing 3 (gene anks3). Bases 136 to 2067 code for a protein of 643 amino acids. Gene Ontology annotation, molecular function: protein binding. The record is from RefSeq and is a predicted model, not a curated record. The transcript is spliced from 16 exons. Lineage: Eukaryota; Metazoa; Chordata; Actinopteri; Osmeriformes; Osmeridae. Gene Ontology annotation, cellular component: cilium.
CCCGGACAUAUUACAGUGUAACACAGCAACAAAAAUUUGGGGAUAGUUUGUUGGAGAACGUCAAGCAUUUAACGCCUUAGACGGGGGGCUACCUUCACACACAGGUGUGAAAACCAAAAAGAAGUUCAUCGAAGGAUGUCGGAGUUAAGCGACGAGAUGAGUGAAUCGGAACAGCUUGGUGCCAGCCUCUCCCUUUGGCUGGGUGACACCCUGCUACGACCGGAGGAAUUAGAUGUACCGCUAGAUCUACACACCGCUUGCUCCAUCGGCCAGUAUGACGUGGUGUCGAAGUGCAUCAAAAGAGGAGAAGUAAACUUGGACAACAAGAACUUUGGUGGGUGGACCCCAUUGAUGUAUGCUGCAUAUAUUGGCCAUGACAACAUUGCCAAUCUCCUCCUGGAGGCUGGUGUAAGUGUCAAUGCCACGACAGGCAAGGGCCUCACGCCUCUGAUGCUGGCUGCAAGCUGUGGGAACGAAAGCAUCGCAUACUUUCUGCUGCAGCAAGGUGCUGACCUGGAGGUGAAUGACUCCAGGGGCUGGACUGCCCUGCUUCACUGCACCAGCACUGGCCACCAGCAGAUGGUCAAGUUCCUGCUGGACAACCAUGCCAACGUCAACGUGAGAGAGCCAGGCUCGGGCUUCACUCCACUGAUGGAGGCAGCUGCCUCGGGACACGAAAUCAUCGUUCAGUACCUUCUGGAUCACGGGGUUAAAGUAGACGAGAGGAACUUGAAGGGGGAGACGGCGCGUGCCCUGGCCAUGAUGUACGGACACGCUAAGAUAGCGAGCCUCAUUGACAUGCGCUCUCCCAAAGCCAAACCAGGACUCUUGGAGGAUCUGAGCUCUUCGGAGGAUUCGGACGGCGCUGUCCCCAGAGCGCGUCAGAGUCGCGGCCGAGCUAAAGGACCCAGCAUCCACGACGGGCCUCAGGCCAUCGCCAAGUUCAGAGUCGGGGGCACCAGCAAGCACUGUGAUCCGCCUGUGGCACCCCCAGGAUAUAUGACCUUCGGUGGCGAGCAGAGCGAAGGCAUCUGUAACCGUGACGUCACCUCGCCCAUCAACGAGCUGGAUGGACAGAGCAACAGCAGCAGAGACGAGAGCCCGUUCUUUGAGAACAACAUGCCCACCAUGAGGAGCAGCAGUAGCAGCGAGGGUCUCCCUCACGCGAUAGGCCUCAGCCGCGAAGGUUCGCUGGAGAGCAACGAGGACUCGGACCAGGCCAAGCAGAGCUGCCCUCGCAGGCCCAACAAGGGUCACCACUCCAAAGGCAGGGGUCGCCAUGGCAGCAGCGACACCACCGUGCAGCCUCGUGGUUCAGGGAACAGUGGGAUUCCCUCGUCCGUCGAUCCUCCCUCCUCUUACACAGGUCCCAAGGACCUGGCUGAAUUCCUGGAGCAGAUCGGCUACUCCAAGUACCUCCCCCUGCUGGAGGAACAGGAUAUCGACUUGAGGAUAUUUCUCACUCUGACGGAGAACGACCUCAAGGAAGUGGGAAUCACGCUGUUUGGGCCCAAGCGGAAGAUGACCUCGGCGAUAGCCCGUUGGCACAGCAAUGCCAGGCCGCCUAGCGAUACUCUGGAGCAGGCUUACUCUGACCAGCUGGAGGCAGAGAUGCAGGAAAUGGCUAUUCAGCUACACAAGAGAUGUGAGGAGGCAGAGAGCCUGCAGGCCCAGGUGUCUCAGGAGAAGGAGCUGCGUACCGUGAUGGAGGGGUGCCUGAUGGAGGACAAGAUGGCGUGGAGGAGGGUGCAUGUGGAGCUGGUGGAGGACCACAGGCUGGCUCAGGACAUGAGCGCCACGCUGGAGAAGUCACGUGUCUGUCGGGCGGAGCUGCUGUCCCGCGUCUGUGCCGACGGAAACGGAGGCCAUCUUCUGGGCUCGGAUCAGCUGACUGGCGACUCUGGAGGUAGCGGUGGUGACAGCUUGAAGACCAGCAGCGUACCUGAGUUGGUGAAAAAGUUGGACUCCUACGAAGAAGGAUUGGGAAACACCCUCCAGACCGUGCUCCAGAGCCUGAGGCGUCUGAGCGUCCCAGAGAAGCUCACAGACAGCUGGGAACAGCCCUAGACCACACAGCCCCAGACCACACUGCCCUAGACCACACUGGGGCUGGUGACACUGCUGACGGAGGGUGAGCAUGCCACCCUGAACACACUCAACGGGACGGCGUCCCGGACACGAGGCCAGCCCCGCCCGAGGGAAGGGAGACAGAGAGAGAGGGGAGAGAGAGAGGGGAGAGAGAGACAGAGAGAGAGACAGAGAGAGACAGAGAGAGAGAGAGAGAGACGGGAGAGAGAGAGGGGAGAGAGAGACAUAGAGAGAGCCAGUCCAGACCGACUCUACUCUGGAAACAUGGCCAGAGAGGCAGUUGGUAGUGUGGGCUGUCCAGACAUGGCAGGAGGCCACGGGCUCCUUCAGCAGGGACUCGACAAGCAGACAGGAAGGGGACUCUGUCCUCUCCCACGCCUGUGCUUUUUGGACUGAUUCACUUCCUGUGUGGAAGUGAUCCACUUCCUGUGUGGAAGUGAACCUUUUGAGAGGGGGAGCUGGGUGACCAGCAAGACCCAACGUGUGAGAUUGUUGGACAGUCUUGCUGUGAAAUGGACUGACUGCCUUAGUUGCAGUUAUCCUGUGUGAGAUUGGAGGUAGCAAGUUAUCAAUAACAGAAUGGUAUUUCACCCAAGACUUUUAAGAGAUUUUAACUAAACCAUGUCUAUAAUAAUAUCCAGUUGCUCAAUAAUCACUAUAGACCUAAACAUUUCAAAUGAAAUAAUGAUUGUGCCAUUGGGUCUGGCCUAGGGUUUAGCUGUAGUGUUGAAAUGGAACCUUUUUCUAAUGAAUGGAGAGCUGGGACACAAGCAGAGGCAGUCCGCACCUUGUUAUGAACUAUGGAUCCUGUUUGAAGAUCAACUGGGUCAAAUGUAAUCUUGGUCCUAUCCCACAAGCUUCUAGCUAAUUUGUACUUGUACAUCUUGCAAUGAGGAACCUUACAGAGCUGUAUGUGAUUGUUAGAAAGUAGGUUAGCUGAAUAUGACCUUCACCUUCAGAAAUUCAAAUAAUAAAACAUUUAUUAACUUUUGGUUUCCUGUCCCUGUUCAGUCCAGUAAGAUCAGACAAGUUCACAUCGUUCAAGAGACAACAUUUUUAGCAAAAUAUUUAUUGCCCUAGAAAACACUGUGCUAAACAUGUUUAGUGGAAGAUCUGGAUGGUUAAAUAAUAAUAUUGGCAAAUCAACACCCUCACAAUGUACAUCAAACAGAACUCUUCUCAAAAUAAGUCUCUCUAUUUACAAACAUUUAGGACAGCAAACAUUUUUUCUGCCUAACCGCAUGUGAAUCAAGACCAGCUUCGCAAUACACCGAAGAGCUUAAAAAGGCAAUCCUAGCAAAUAUAUAUAUACUGUCUAUUCACAAACAGUGAUUGUAUACAUUUUAUGAGCAUUCAUCAAUUGGAUAUAAAAAGUGGGUGGGGCAUGUCCCAAACACAGAAUCAUGAGUCUGCUUGUUCUCUUUGAUUGGGUGAUUCAGUGGGCUAUGCUCUGCCCCCACCUCUCCCAGCUCCAACACAGCCACCCUGCUAGACUCUUCUCCCCACGCCUACAGCUAGGCGUACACAGGAAGUGACUCAAUGCAGACCACACCCCCUGGUGCCAUGACCCAGACCCCCGGUAGCACGGCCCCAGCCUGGUGUGCCAGGCCUAGGGGUGAGGAGGAGUGCUCCCACUCACCCACACAGCAGCAGGCUGGGCAGCUGGGCUGGGCGGAGCUGGGUGGAGCUGCGCGGAGCUGGGCUGGGUGGAGCUGGGCUGGUUGGAGGUGGGCUGGGCGGAGCUGGGUGGA